Molecule: messenger RNA, 2733 nt
Organism: Enterospora canceri
Lineage: Eukaryota; Fungi; Microsporidia; Enterocytozoonidae
Source: the annotation of a GenBank genome assembly
AUGAAAAAUAAGGAUAGAAAAUACACCUUGGAGAAUGAGGAUGUCUUUAUAAAAACAAGUAAAAUGGUGAAUGAGAGUAUAAAGGAGUUUGAACAGAGCUGGGAGGAGUCAUUUGCUGAUUUCAAUACGAAUGAAAUUGCAACAGAUCCAAAUCGGGUGGUAACGAAUAAAAAGCAGCUUUAUGCAAAGGAUGAAAUGAAAGAGGAUAAAAAGAAGUCUGUUUUGGCACAGCAGUGCUUUGGAUCAACUUACACAGGUCACUCAGAAAACAAGGGGCCAAGAAGAAUUAUUGCAACAAGUCUAACAAUAAGCAAUGAGGAGGAAAUAGACGAAGAUACGUUUGUAGCAAAUAGAGAAGCGUGUUUGAAGGAUGGUUUAACAUAUUAUUCAUUAUCAAAAGACGAAAGUAUGAUAAUGGAUGACGUAUCAUUGAGACAGGCGCCAUUAUUGAAUUACAAGGAGGAAAAAGACUAUGACACGUAUUGUGAUGGAACUAGCAGUGUCAAAGGAAAUAGAUACGAGAGAGAAGUGGUCGUAGAAGAUGGAAAAAGAGCAAAAAUGGACGAAGAGGAAACAAGUUUCGGUAUUUCGUCAGAGAGUCAAAAGAAGGAGAUUUCAAGUGAAAUUGUCGUAGAAGACAACUUCUCACUUGAUGAAGCAUCAGACGAAAUAAUAAUCGAAAAGAGAAGCAGUGAAGAGGAUGUGGCAAUGAAACAACCUGAUGAAUUCACACUCGAUGACCUGAGCAUCUCAAAUUUGUCUAAGACUCUUUAUGCAUCAAAUAAGUUUAAUAUCACAAACAAAAUAGAAAAUACCAAUUUCAUGCUGAAUAAAGAAGCAAAGAAGAGUGCUACAGAAGCAAAAGAAGUCAUCAACAAGUAUCUGAAGGAGAAGAACAGACCAGUUGAAGAGAGCAGCAGUGAUAUACGAAUUAUCAGCUCCACUCAAUAUGUUGCAAUAAACGAAGACACGAAUCUAAAGGUGCCAAACACCCUGUACAAAAUCAACACGUCCACGACGAACGACCAGGCCCUUGAGAACAAUAGCGGCCUCAACACCCAGAAAAUCAAAGAGCAUCGAAACAUUCAGUCGUUCUAUUUGCACAGUGUCUUCAGCCUUGACGAAUUCAGACAAAAUCAGGAAGAAAUCAUCGAAGAGAGUCUCCAAAACAAAGACCUGUUUGUUCUGAUGCCAACUGGUGGUGGCAAAUCACUCUGCUACCAGCUACCAGCCCUGAUCAAAGAUGGCAUCACCCUCGUGAUAUCACCGCUUCUCAGUCUGAUUCAGGAUCAGAUCACUGGUCUCCUGAACAAAAACAUCCCAGCCGCUGCCCUGAACUCAAACUGUACGCCUUCUGAACGAGAACUGAUCAUCAGAACAGUUGAGAAGUCGAAUGUGAUCAAGUUGCUCUACGUUACGCCUGAAUUGCUGAAUAAUUCUGGUCGAUUUCAGGAACUGAUGAAAUUGUUGCACCAAAUGGGCAGACUCGCCCGAUUUGUCGUAGAUGAAGCCCACUGUGUCUCACAAUGGGGCCACGACUUCAGACCUGACUACAAGGCACUUGAUCAGCUGAGAUCAGCAUAUCCAACAGUUCCAAUAAUCGCACUGACUGCCACUGCGACUGAAAAGGUGGAACGUGACAUCGUCGAUCUCCUUGGAAUCAGAAGAUGCGUCACAUUUCGCUCCAGUUUCAAUCGACCAAAUUUGGUCUACAAAAUUCUGCCUAAAACAAAAUCAACCAAAAUCGACAUCGUCACCUUCGUGAAUUCGCACUACGCAGACAGCCCUGGAAUCAUCUACUGCACCAGUAAAAAAGAGUGUGAGAAAAUAGCAGAUGAGUUAUCGAAUGAUCUCAGAAUCACCUACUACCACGCUGGACUAUCAAAGAAGGAGCGAAUGCGUGUACAGGAGCAAUGGAAUGAUGGAACGUACAACAUCAUCACGGCCACCAUUGCAUUUGGAAUGGGAAUUGAUAAGGCUGAUGUCCGAUUUGUGAUCCAUUACUCCUUGCCCAAAUCACUAGAAGGCUACUACCAGGAAACAGGGCGAGCUGGAAGAGAUGGGCUCGAGAGCACCUGUCUCCUCUACUACUCGUAUGGUGACACCAAGAUACACGAGUUUCUGAUCAAUAAGUCGUAUAACAGUACACCAGCCCAGAAAAGCAGGCAGAAACAGGAAUUGUUCAAUGUGGUUCAAUAUUGCGAUAACAAGGUGGAAUGUAGGCGCAAAUUGGUACUGAAACACUUCAAUGAGGAGUUUGAUUCAGCAAAUUGCAAGGAGACGUGUGACAACUGUGCCAGAAACAAAAAAGGGACAUUCGCAGACUACACGAAAGAGGCCAAGGAGAUGCACAGUCUGCUUCGUGAUCUGAAUCGUGGUGGAUACGCUACGUUGAUUCAGCUGGUUGAUUUGUACAGGGGAUCCAAGAACAAGAAGACGGCUGAAUUGUCAUCAAAAAUGAGCAAUAGAAAUCUGGUUGGAAAUGGAAAAAGAGUCUCAAAGGAGACACUGGUGAAAAUAGUUCAGAAAAUGGUGCAACAGGGAGCACUGGAAAAUAAGAUUGAAAAGAAGGCUGGUUUCACACACUCGUAUUUGGCACCACGAAACAGGCUGAUUAGCAAAGUGGAGAUUCAGGUUGAAGAUGGUGGAAGCAAGGAAGUUGUUAGAAGACCAGUUUACAGCAAUUUCAGCAAAUACUUUGAUAACCAGGAGGAAGAAAGUGGAGUAGAAUAA